Messenger RNA from Eriocheir sinensis (Chinese mitten crab), 2971 nucleotides. RefSeq names its product carbonic anhydrase-related protein 10-like. NCBI's taxonomy places the organism in Eukaryota, Metazoa, Arthropoda, Malacostraca, Decapoda, Varunidae. Gene Ontology annotation, molecular function: zinc ion binding; carbonate dehydratase activity. Bases 1622 to 2614 code for a protein of 330 amino acids. The transcript has 11 exons. The record is from RefSeq and is a predicted model, not a curated record.
AGCAGGGAGGGAGGACUGCGGGCGCCGCGUGUGGGGGUCGGAGCGCCGCGCUGCCGCCGCUACACUGCUCUGCUCUGCUCCGGGUGUCUGUCUGUCCUCCGUCGAAAAAGUUGGAAUCAUUUUUAAUCAACUUUCGUGGCCCAUAAAAAAGUAAACUGAAGACAUUUUUUUUUUUUCUCUGAGUUCGUCAGAAAAUAUUUGAACUUUGCUAUUUUUCCAAAUAGACUGGCGGAACUUUUUUUUAUUGGGGAAGGAUAGAGAACUAGAUUGAAACUUUACCGUGUUGAACGAGGAGUGAGUGCGUGAAGACUUGACGAGUGCGGUGCGUCUUCACGUCAGUCUGAGCAACCCAAGUUGAUCGCACGAGGAGACAUAAAGGAGACUCCACGAAUGAAUUCAAGGACAUAUUAGUACGUUGCAACAUAAGUAAAUUUAACCUGAAAAAUGGUGAUCAGUUACUGUCCGCAGCGAUAUCCACGCACAUGAGGCAGAACAGCUACAGAGAUACAAGUAACGAACGUGAAGUAUCUUGAGAUUUAGAAAGGAAAAAUCAUCUAUAUAUAGGCGAAGAUGUUACCGAGAAAGCACACGAAAAGGCCGCAAAUAACACACCGCGGUGGUUUCAGAAAGGAAAGUUGAAGAAGAAUCAACAACACAUACAAAACAAAAACACACCAAGAGGGAAACUGAGACACCGAAAACAAAGAGCGGGUGGCGAUCAAACACUCCCUGCCAGACCAAAGAGAACUCCAGCGCCGAUGAUGCGAGCCACGACCCACAAACAAACCUUCUGCAGAGCGAAAAUAAAGAGUAUGAGAAUAUUUACAUGCCUGACAGAAGCGUGAGGCGUCGGUUAGAAAGGAAAAAAAUAAAAGUAAAACAGAUAAAAACUCCCCUCAUGCAUGACACAGGGGAGCGUGAGAAGCAGUCUUUUCCUUGUAUGUUAAUGGGCAGGAAACUUUCACUAACACUGAAGUGACACUUGUGGAAACUCGAGGGACGGUGAAGCAAUUAUCGCCACACAAAGAGGAAGGGAACAGUGGAACCAAGUGCAUGCAUAAAAACUGUACUACAUCACAUGCACACCGAGGAAAUGAAACUGAAACAAAGAGGAAAAAAUAUAACAGGAAAUUUUGUUUAACUCCUCAGUCUUGGGUGAUUUCAUACUAGCUGUUUUCUACUUCAGCGAAACGUCGAAGAAAUUAAACUUGAUGAAAGAAAAAGGACAAUAUAUAAGUGAAAAAUAGGGAAAAGCAAAAUUGACAGUAUAGCAAUUUUACUCUAGAGCGAAAAGAAGAAGAAUACGUAGAAUACCAAUCUUGAAAGUGGCAAUAAAUGGACAAAAGCGACGUAGACAAAACAGAAAAGGAUUGAACAGGACGAAAAACUGAGAGAUAGAGAGAGAGAGAGCAAGUGAGUGAGUGAGUGAAUAACAGAACAAGAAAGAGUAAGAGAGAGAGAAAGAAAGUAGACAAGAACAGCAAUGCCCAAGACCAACCAGAGAAAUGCUAUUGCUGUUGUUGUUACUAUUCCUGCAGCCGUUGUUGUUUUUGUUCUUGUUGUGAGUGGCCAGCUGACCGAGUGACAAUACCAAUCAGAAGCUUCCAAGUGGUGUUCCAAGAUGGCGGCGACGAUCUUGACGGAGUUGUUCACCUGCGCCAUCUUGGUCUUCCCCUCCCUGCCCCGCCCUACUCUCCAGUCAGAUGUGGCCGUCAACCUGGGCUGGAACUGGGAAAUGUGGUGGACCUACGAUGGGAUCUCAGGUCCCGAGUUCUGGGGCGUCAUCAACCCGGCGUGGGCCAUGUGCUCCGAGGGGCGGCGCCAGUCCCCCAUCAACCUGGACCCCCGCACCCUCCUCCACGACCCCAACCUCACGCCCCUCUCCCUCGACAAGACACAGGUGCACGGGAACUUGGUCAACACGGGUCACAGUCUGGAGUGGCGGGUCAAGCCGUCGUCGGGGCCGCGGGUCAACCUGUCGGGGGGGCCGCUCUCCUACACCUACUCCGUGAGCCACCUGAGACUGCAUUUCGGGGAGCGCGACCUGCAGGGCUCCGAGCACACCAUUGCGAACUAUGCCUUCCCCGCUGAGCUCCAGAUCUACGGCUACAACGCCCAGCUCUACCGCAACUUUACCCAGGCGGCCAGUCAGGUGUACGGCGUGGUGGCUCUGGCGGUGCUUGUGCAAGUAGGAGAGACCCCCUCGCCAGGCCUGGCCACCCUCCUGCAGGGGCUGCCCGCCGUCCACUUCGGGGGGUCCUCAUCCCCAACACACGAGCUACGGGUAAGCGAACUGCUGCCCACCACCGACCAGUACCUCACCUACGACGGCUCCCUCACGGUGCCCGGAUGCUACGAGACGGUCACCUGGAUCAUCCCCAACAAGCCCCUCUACAUAGCCUUCACGCAGAUGCGCAGCUUACGGCGGCUGAAGCAGGGCGCCUCACACUUCAGGAGGAACGCCCCCGUCGCCAACAACUUCCGGCCUCUCCAGUCCGCGCACCACCGCACCGUCCGCACAAACAUCGACUUUUCGGCAGACCAGCAGGGCAAGAAAUGUUCAAUCUCGGAGCCAAAAUUUCAAUAUCAAGCUAAUGACUGGCUGCACUCCUGACCUUGAUCCCGCCUGGCCUGGUGGAGAAGGCGGCGGCGGCGGUGGCAGCAGAGGAGGAGGCGGCGCCGCUGCUCCCCACCGAGACUUGUCUAUAUGUAAAUACCAAGUUUGCCCCCAAUAACUGCAUUGUCGGCCGGCGUGCAUCUCCAGGCCAUGGCAGUUUAGAGAAGACCCCCCUUACACUGUAUUCCUCUAGCAAUAACUCCUAGAACGUCCCUACGAACGACUCCUAGAAAGAUUUUUUGUAAUACUACGACGAUGACUUCGAAGAAUGUCUCUGUCAGUCAAGUGGCAAAAUAGGGUAAAAAGACAAAGUUGUAAUAAAAUCGAGUUGAAUAAUAAUGCAUCUUCCCUGAA